Molecule: messenger RNA, 854 nt
Organism: Trichosurus vulpecula (common brushtail)
Lineage: Eukaryota; Metazoa; Chordata; Mammalia; Diprotodontia; Phalangeridae
Gene: FIS1
Product: fission, mitochondrial 1
Exons: 5
Coding region: 92-550 (152 amino acids)
Biological process (GO): mitochondrial fission; autophagy of mitochondrion; mitochondrial fragmentation involved in apoptotic process
Cellular component (GO): peroxisomal membrane; mitochondrial outer membrane
Molecular function (GO): protein binding
Source: RefSeq, a predicted model, not a curated record
AAUUGACUUCCGGUCCUUCUCAGGAAGCAUUAGAGAUGGCGAAGGUUGUGGUGACUUGGGUUUGAGAAGUACGGAGGGUAGUCUGGUGGCUAUGGAGGCCGUGCUGAGCGAGCUGGUGGCCGUGGACGAUUUAGUGAAAUUCGAGAAGAAGUUCCAGACAGAGCAGGCAGGGGGCUCUGUGUCACACAGCACUCAGUUUGAGUAUGCCUGGUGUUUGGUGAGAAGCAAAUAUAAUGAUGACAUCCGAAAAGGCAUCAGCCUGCUGGAGGAACUGCUACCUAAAGGAAGCAAAGAGGAGCAGCGAGAUUAUGUCUUCUACCUGGCUGUGGGGAACUACCGCCUCAAGGAAUAUGAGAAGGCUCUGAAGUAUGUGAGAGGGUUACUGCAGACUGAGCCCCAGAACAACCAGGCCAAGGAGCUAGAAAGCCUUAUUGAUAAGGCUAUGAAGAAAGAUGGACUGGUAGGCAUGGCCAUCGUGGGGGGCAUGGCUCUGGGUGUGGCUGGGCUUGCUGGGCUAAUUGGACUUGCUGUGGCCAAGUCUAAGUCUUGAGCUGCUAGACCGCUGCUACCCUCGGGACACACCUCUGACCUGCCUGCCCCCCCCCCCUCGGAGAUGAAGCAGCCAAUUGGGGCCAUGGAGAUGCUGAUACUGAGGAUGUUUAAAGAGAGGGGGGGAGAGGGAGGGCCCUGUCUCUUUUGUACCUUUCUUUCUAUUCCACCCUCCACCCUCCAUCUUCAUCCCCUUCCCAGUUUCCUCCCUGGUUACUUCAUGCCCUUCAAUUUCUUUCCCAAGACUUGCCCUCCCCUGGGAUUUUGUGCUUUGGUAGAAUGUAAAUAAAACUGAGGACUCUGGA